This is a messenger RNA of Colias croceus (clouded yellow), 1407 nucleotides long. RefSeq names its product FK506-binding protein 2 (gene Fkbp14). The transcript is spliced from 4 exons. NCBI's taxonomy places the organism in Eukaryota, Metazoa, Arthropoda, Insecta, Lepidoptera, Pieridae. Bases 82 to 795 code for a protein of 237 amino acids. The record is from RefSeq and is a predicted model, not a curated record. Gene Ontology annotation, molecular function: calcium ion binding; peptidyl-prolyl cis-trans isomerase activity.
AGGCACCAGCCAGUUCAUUUGGAGCGAACGCACAGAGAGGACGUAUUUUGGGUUCACCUUAAAACUUUUCGUAACUUUAUCAUGGCGUUGCGCUGCGUGCUUGCAGUACUGGCAUUUGUGGGGGCCACGUUGGCGGGCUCCGAUGUGACCGAAUUAAAGGUCGAAGUAGUCAGCACACCCGAGGGAUGCACUGUCAAAUCCAAGAAUGGCGAUAUGCUUACGAUGCACUAUACCGGUACACUUGAUGACGGCCACAAGUUUGAUUCUAGCUACGACCGCGACCAACCUUUCACUUUCCAACUCGGUGCCGGUCAGGUGAUCAAAGGUUGGGAUGAGGGUCUCGUUGACAUGUGUGUCGGUGAAAAACGAAAGCUGGUGAUCCCGUCGUCGCUCGGAUACGGUGAGCGCGGGGCCGGCAACGUGAUCCCACCUCACGCCACCCUCCACUUCGAAGUGGAACUUAUCAACAUCGGCGACUCGCCCCCAACAACCAACGUAUUCAAAGAGAUCGACGCUGACAAGGACAACAUGCUGUCCCGCGAAGAAGUGAGUAUAGAGUUAGCCUUCUUGGCAAUGGACACAGAUCGUGACUCGGUGUUGUCGAGAGAAGAGGUCAGCGAAUAUCUGAAGAAGCAGAUGGUUCCAUCCGACGGCGCUGAAAUUAGCGAAGACAUCAAACAAAUGCUCGAGAGCCAUGACAAACUAGUCGAAGAAAUAUUCCAACAUGAAGACAAAGAUAAGAACGGUUUCAUCAGCCACGAAGAAUUCUCAGGACCCAAGCACGACGAACUAUAAAUGUUACGUACAAAUAAACUCCCAAAUUAGGCUAACACUGCGGGGAGUACCAUAAUUAUAGACUAUAGAGAUUGGCACAUAUUUAUAAUCCGUAUAAUAUAUUAUAUUGGCUCAGUUAAGUUAUAACUUUUAAUAUGGAGUGACGCGUCGAUUACUGCAUGAUUAUGCAUAAUCAGAUAGUUAGUCUUUACUUUUUAGUGUAAUUUUUAUACAUAAUUAUGUUGUUGGUACUUAUGCCUUUUAUUAUGUUAAGUCAAAUAAUUUAUUUUAAUAAGUAAUAGAUUUUACACCGUUUCGUUUUCUAUUCAUAUUAUAUUUUGUAAUAUUAUGUUUUGCAUUUUUUCUGAUUAUUAAGAUAGUUAUUGUUGUACUCUUAUGUCUUGGUAACAUUCAAACUUUAUUACCAAUUACCAUAGAUCGAUAUAUAUAUUAUCAUAGAUCUGUAAUGUCGUUAUACCUAACUCACAUUUCAAACUUUCUUAUGUUACAUAAUAUCUAAUUAUUAAAUAAGUAUAAUAUGUCUAUGGUAUACUCAGCUUAAAUAUUUGCAAUAGAAAUUAUAUAUGAAGAUCAUUUCUUGAGAUGUUGAAAUAAAUUAUAAUAUGGCUAAAA